Messenger RNA from Periophthalmus magnuspinnatus, 3338 nucleotides. RefSeq names its product unc-13 homolog D (C. elegans) (gene unc13d). Bases 21 to 3338 code for a protein of 1105 amino acids. NCBI's taxonomy places the organism in Eukaryota, Metazoa, Chordata, Actinopteri, Gobiiformes, Gobiidae. The transcript has 34 exons. The record is from RefSeq and is a predicted model, not a curated record.
ACUGCAAACUGGAAGCUCUCAUGGCAGCAUCAAACGAGGGACAUACCAGGCUCCAAGCCCCACAACAGGGCCAUAAUUUUGGAAGACAAAGACAGUCUUCCCCUGGCCAUGUGCGGAAACUUGGUUUGACAAGGAAACGGGACAGAAGAGAUGUGAAAGAAGAUGAGAAUCCAGAGGAGAAAGCUCAGAGGCACAAAGAGUUUGAGCUAAAGCCCCUGUACAAAGAGCUGCUGUACACCAUAGCUCACCAGCUGGGUAAGGCGUCUUGUCCCAAGAUUUACUCCCAGGCUCAGCUGCAGCAGUACAUACAGGAGGCGUUUGGGAUGACAGACGCGGAGCACAGCAGCCUCCUGCAGAAGGCCCAGGACACAGAGCCUCCGGUUUACUGCCUGAUGGCUACUAUCAAAGAAGCCAAAGGAAUUCUGGGUAAAGAUGUCAGUGGUUUCAGUGACCCGUACUGCCUGCUGACCAUCAUGGUGGAUGAGGAGCAGAGACACAGCGCUCAGGCCAAGUCCAAACCCUGUAAAUCUGUGGUGAAGGACGCAGCUCUGGACAACAUCUACCAGACUGACAUCAAGAAGCAAACCCUCAACCCCAUCUGGAACGAGACCUUCAUCAUGGAAUUUUCCGACAUGGCCGGUGCAAGUUUCCACUUAGAGAUGUGGGAUAAGGAUGAAGAAGUCUCACUCACUCAAAAAUUAGAAGAGAUUAAAACCUUGAACAGCCUAAGAAGAAUGAUCAAGGAUGCCAAAAAGGAGAAAGGAACCGAUGACUUUUUGGGAAGAAUUAGCCUAAAGCUUCAGGGUCUCCACUGUACAGAAGAUCGCUGGUACAACUUGGAGCCCAGAACCGAGACCUACCCUGAUCGUGGACAGUGUCAUCUCAAUCUGAAGUUCAUUCAUAAAUCAAGAGACGGGACGCUGAGCGCAGGCCGCAGCGCUUACAUCAACUACUGUGGAAUCCUGCAGCAGUUUGUGCAGGCCUACAUCUCCAAGCAGCAGAGUUCUGGUCCGUGGAAAGGAGAGCUGUGCGGAGAGGCUCAGGUGCUUCUAGAGCAGUAUGCCACGCAGAACGACCUUUCACCUUUUCUACAAGACCUAGCGAAGUGGGUCGCCUACAGUAAAUUGUACCAGAGUUUAGAAGUGGACUCCUCUGUUCUACUGCAGCAGCUCACCAGCAUCGAGUAUCACUGGCACCAACAGGAACUACCCUACCAACAGAAAAAGGAGCUGGGAGACUCUCUUCAUGGCUUCCUCCAGUACGGCCUGUGUCUCGUCUCCAAGUACAGAGACAUCUUUCCUCCUACGCCCUCCUCCACCCCGAAACUCCACACACUUCUCAGAAUCUUGGUGCAAAUCUGUAAGACACAGGCUUUCCAGAAGUUGAACCCAGCUCAGUUUGAGUUGCACGAGGAAGUUGUUGAUGCCAUUCGGACAGGAACAGAGGACUGGUUCUUGGUCAAAAAGGGUCUGCACCAGCCUAUGACCAAGGAGCUGUCAGAAAUUGUGAAUGCCCUCUUCAAGCUGAUCCAGGAGGUGCAGGAGGACAUAAAACAUAAUAAAGAUGAGUACAACCGAGUGUUUGUCAGUGCUGUACAAGUGAACGUGUUCACUGUAGUUUACCAGAGGUUUGACUCACUGCUGGCCAAGGAGGUGAGAGGGACCCUGUAUGAGAUGGAAGGUCAGAUGGAGCAGCCUUUGGCCAACAGCCUGUUCCCGGUUUACCUGAGCCUACAAAAGAUCCACAAAGACAAGGCCUUCCUACAGAAAAGGGGAGUUCUGGAGCUGACAAACUUCCAUGAGGAGUUCAGGGAGGCUCUCCCCUACUGGCUGCACCAGGCCUUCAGCACCACACAGGACCGGGUGGAGCGAGCUGUGCGGGUCGACCAGCUGCAACCUCUUCAGGCCGGAGCGGUGCCCAUCAAACACAGCUCCUCUGCAGUGGACCUGGUGUCCUGUGUCCAGCCGAUCUGUCAGCUGUGGGAGCAGCUGUGCUGGCCCGACCCAGAGGAGGCCUUCAUGCUCAUGGUCAAACUCACAGAGGAUGUGUGUAAGAUUGUGGUCAACUACUGCAAAAUCCUGAAAGAACGUGUACGAGCGCUGACAGAGGACUCUGAGUAUGGCAGUGCUAUCAAUAUGCUGUGUGUGGUGGUGAACGACCUGGAGCACCUGCGUUCGGUCCUGUCCCGCCUGCCCUCUCAGCUCAACUGGGCGGGCCUAAAGGAGCGCACUCAGCAUGUGAUCGGAGAAAGACAGUUCCAUAACACUCUGCCCUCACAGCUGCAGCAGGCACAGGACAUCCUGAACAAAGAGAUCCGAUCAGCUCUGCACACACUGGGCAAGAGGUUGAACACAGACAUUGAGAACCACGUCCGGAGCAUGAGCACAAGGAAAAGGUUCCCAUCGAAGUCCACAGAGGAUGUGGCAGCUCCACUGAUGCGUUACCUGGAGAAAGAACUGCAGUAUAUGAAUGAAAACCUGGUCCAAGAAAACUUUAACAGUCUUCUAACCCCACUGUGGAACAACUCAGUGAAGAUCCUGUACCAGGUGGCCACUCAGACACAGAACCAGGAGGGUCUGAUGGUUUACUGCCAGAGGCUCUUCUACACACUGCAGUGUCUGGAGCAGUGUUUUCAUGCCGAGGGCAAUGGACUCCCACUCAGCACAUUACAUUCUGUCGAGUACAAAACGCUAAAAGCUCUCCUGACACACAACUCUCUGAGCAGCUUUCAGCUCAUAGAGAAGUUCUUCGAGAAGAAAAUAACAGACCAGAAUGUUUUCAGUGGAGAGAAGUACGGUGCAGUCACUCUCCUCACGUCCUACAACAGAGGAGAACAGAAGCUGCGAGUGGAGGUGUUGAACGCUGUCAACCUGUUACCUAUGGACUCUAAUGGUUUCAGCGACCCGUAUGUUCAGCUGUGUCUGGAGCCGAGACAUAUUUUCCCCGAAGUAGAACCUCGCUGUACGCAAAUCAAGAGCUGUGACCUUAACCCUUUGUUUGAGGAGGUGUUCGACUUUAUGAUUUCCCUGGAGCAGUGCAAAUCUCCUGGAGCAUGUCUGAUGGUGACAGUUCUGGACCAUGAUACUUUGAGGACCGAUGACUUCGAAGGAGAGGCAUUCCUGCCUUUUAAGUCUAUCCCGGGAGUGCCAGGAAAAAACCAAGAGGAGGUGGACAGAGCAGAGCCUGCGCAGAUACGACUGCCACUGAUGCAUCCCAAGCCCAACGAUGACAGCAUUCUGAAGCUGCUGGAGACCAGGAAAGGAGAACGUGAGGCCCAAAUGUUUGUAAAGAAGCGCCGUUUAAGAGAGAAACAGUCCCAAGAGAAUAACCAACCCUGA